This is a messenger RNA of Sorex fumeus (smoky shrew), 866 nucleotides long. It is a transcript of the gene DEPP1, whose product is annotated as DEPP autophagy regulator 1. The transcript has 2 exons. The record is from RefSeq and is a predicted model, not a curated record. Gene Ontology annotation, cellular component: mitochondrion. Bases 209 to 835 code for a protein of 208 amino acids. Lineage: Eukaryota; Metazoa; Chordata; Mammalia; Eulipotyphla; Soricidae. Gene Ontology annotation, biological process: regulation of autophagy.
UGGAAGGGUAUAAAAGCAGCUGCUAGGCCCUGUGCCUGGCCACACAGGGCAGAGAGCUGCAGCACACUGUCCUCAGAGCUCAACCUCGGGACUUCCAUCCUUCUGCGGAGCUUACUGGGGAGGUCCCACAGGCUCCCCGCUAAUCCAGCUUCCCUACAACUCCAGAACCCCACAGACACAGGGCACUACUUCUUUCCUGCAGACGGCCAUGAGGUCCCGGCUUCUGCUUUCUGUGACCCACCUGCCCACCAUUCGGGAGACCUCGGAGGAGUCACUUGCCACGAGCUCUGGUCUGGAGCCCCCCGCCUCCCCCAGCCUGGAUGACUACGUGCGGUCCAUCCGUCAGCUGGCGCAGCCCACCUCAGUGCUGGAGGAGGCAGGAGCUCGGGCCCGACCCCGAAGAUCCCUCCGACGGCCAGCGGGUGGCCUCGAGAAGAGCUGCCCCACAGGGUCCCUCCAGGAUAUCACUGCCCAUUUCAGUGGCCAGCAACCUGCACCGCCCAGCGACUCCACUGCAGACCCCCUGGACUGGCUUUUUGGGGAGUCCCAGGAAAAGCAACCAAGUAGGAGGGAGUUGCUGAGAACUGGCUCUCUUGCUGACUCUUGGGGUCCUUGCAGACGGAUGGACAGUGGCAAGGCGCGGGGAAGCCCCCGAGGAAGGCUCUUUGAGGCCAGGGCCCCUGAGAAUUCUCUGGUAAGAGCGUCCAGGGACGGCCACCGGGACACCCGAGUUUCCAGGCUCCCUGGCCGGGCUCUGGCCUCCCCGUGUGGCUCUCAGCCCAAUGGCAUCCUCAGAACUCUAUAUUUGCACCUUCCUGUGAUCCACGAACUCUGACCGCACCCCAAUAAAGAUUCUGUAAAGAGCA